Molecule: messenger RNA, 1125 nt
Organism: Sinocyclocheilus rhinocerous
Lineage: Eukaryota; Metazoa; Chordata; Actinopteri; Cypriniformes; Cyprinidae
Product: cholecystokinin receptor-like
Exons: 5
Coding region: 1-1125 (374 amino acids)
Biological process (GO): neuropeptide signaling pathway
Cellular component (GO): plasma membrane
Molecular function (GO): neuropeptide receptor activity; cholecystokinin receptor activity
Source: RefSeq, a predicted model, not a curated record
AUGGAUUUACAAACGCUAAAUGAUACAUUUGGGAUUUGGGCAUGCCUUCAGCUUCAGAACAGCUCGGUGCUGAACGGGACCUUAAACGGGAGUCUGGAGAUUCCCAACGGCACCUGCGGAGACGCGCUUUUGCUGCCCAAGACAGAACCGGCGCGACCCAAAGAAAUGGAUUCGCUGCGCAUACUGCUAUACUCUCUCAUAUUCCUACUGAGUGUGUUUGGUAACCUGCUCAUCAUUGUGGUUUUGGUGGUGAAUAAGCGAAUGCGGACGGUGACCAACUCAUUCCUGCUCUCCCUGGCCAUUAGUGAUCUCAUGAUGGCUGUUUUCUGUAUGCCCUUCACUCUUAUUCCCAACCUGCUGGAGGAUUUCAUCUUUGGAGCUGCCAUGUGCAAGAUUGUGGCCUAUCUUAUGGAACAGAACAACUUCUUUGCACUGGAUAUCCUGCUGGCAUAUGGGACCCAAGGAAAGUGCAUCCUGUUGCUAUUUGUUCUCUUCUUCAUUCCUGGAGUGGUGAUGAUCAUCGCUUAUGGGCUCAUUUCUCGAGAACUCUUCCGUGGAAUACAGUUUGAAAUGGAGCAGAAGAAGGGACAGAGUGGAAUGAAAAAUGGUAUCAGCGCCACUGUCUUAUAUAGCAGUGAUGAUGGAGAUGGCUGCUACAUCCAAGUGUCCAAGAGGCCCAACUCAAUGGAGAUGUCAGCCAUCACCCCAACGAGCUCCGCAAAGGUGGACCGACCUCGCAUCAACACGUCCGAGGCUAAACUAAUGGCCAAGAAGCGAGUGAUCCGUAUGCUCAUUGUCAUUGUGGCUAUGUUCUUCAUUUGCUGGAUGCCCCUGUACUCCGUCAACACCUGGAAAGCGUUUGACCUUCCCUCGGCCCACAGGGCUCUUUCUGGAGCCCCCAUCUCAUUCAUCCACCUGCUGUCCUACACAUCCGCCUGCGUCAACCCAAUCAUCUACUGCUUUAUGAACAAGCGCUUUCGAAAGGUGCUUCUCACCACCUUCUCCUGCUGCUGCUGGCCCUGCCACAGAAAAGGCUUCAGGGAAGGUGACGAUGAGGUUACUGCCACCGGAGCGUCCAUGUCUAAGUUCAACUACAGCACUGUCAGCACAAUGGGACCAUGCUGA